GGUUUAUCAACGGGGAGGAUACCUGUUUGAUGAAGUGGCCGUCAGCGCUACGCGUAGUAUGCGGUACUUUGCUACUCCAUUUAUGGACACUACCGCAUGUCGGAGGUUUCGCGAGGGCCAGCUGGACUACUCAGCGCAAAGAGGAAGUAAGAAACGCGACCCGUGAACUCUGGUAUCAUGGAUUCAAUAGCUACAUGAGAUACGCGUUUCCGCUGGAUGAGCUCACCCCGUUGUCGUGUUCCGGAAGAGGUCCCGAUUGGACAGACCCCACGAAUAUCGCGUAUAACGACGUCGCUGGCAACUUCUCCUUGACCUUGAUUGAUGUCCUCGAUACGUUCGUAGUCCUGGGUGACCGUUCCGGCUUUGAACGGGCUGUGCGCGAUGUUAUAACCUGGGUUUCCUUUGACGUCAAUACGAAACCUCAGGUGUUCGAAACCAACAUCCGAGUACUUGGCGGCCUCCUUUCCGCGCACAUCUUUGCCAGCGAGCCAGACCAUAUUUUUUACCUACCGUGGUAUCAUGGCGAACUUCUCAAUAUGGCCUACGACCUUGGGAAUCGGUUGUUGAAGGCCUUCAUGUCACCGACAGGACUUCCAUUCGCCAGGGUGAAUCUACGGCAAGGGGUUCCGUUAGGAGAAACCUGGGAUACAUGUACAGCGGGAGCCGGAUCCCUCAUCAUGGAGUUUGGAACGCUAAGCCGUUUGACAAAUGACGAUCGAUUUGAGAAGGCGGCAUCCAAGGCCUUCUUUGCACUGUGGAACAGAAAGUCUGACAUAGGACUAGUCGGAAAUACCAUAAAUAUAUGGACCGGAAAAUGGACUCAUCCAGAAGUAACGGGAAUUGGCGCUGGAAUCGACUCCUUCUACGAAUAUGCCUUGAAAUGGUAUAUCAUGAGUGGUGAAGUCGAGUUCUUGGACGUUUGGCAAGAGUCCUAUGCUGCUAUCAUGCGCUACGCCAGGGCCGCGGAUGGCUUUUGGUUCCGAAGCGUCAACAUCAACACAGGCGAUAUCGCUUACUGGACAACAGACUCGUUAUCCGCUUUUUGGCCCGGUUUGCAGGUUUUGGCAGGCGACGUGCAGAACGCCAUCAAGUCGCACCUGAUGUAUUGGAAUAUGUGGAAACGACAUUCCGGUUUACCGGAAGUGUUUGAUACUGCCUUCCAAGUCGCUACCUCUUUCCAAUACCCAUUGAGGCCUGAAUUCAUUGAAUCUACUUGGUAUCUCUAUAGAGCAACUCGUGAUCCGUUUUACCUUGACGUCGGUGAACGCGUUUUGAUGGACAUUGCGACGAGGGCGAAGGUCGACUGUGGAUUGACUGGCAUACAGGACCUUAGAACAAACCAACGUGAUGACAGGAUGGAAUCCUUUGUAUUAUCCGAAACACUGAAAUAUUUAUACUUGCUCUUCGAUGAGGAUAACCCACUUCACGACGACGAUUCAAGCUACGCAUUCUCCACCGAAGGGCACAUUCUCAUGUUACCUCGUGACCGCAUCAAGCCUUUAUCACCUAUCCGGAGGAAGCUGCGUGGUGUAGAAAAUCUUCAAUGCCCUGCAUAUGAACCGCCGGUGCAUGAGUAUGAUCGCCCAGAUGCCACCACCGGACUGACAGCGGGGGUGAUGGACCGAACCGAUUUUGAAUACACACGAACGUUAGUGAGCGUAUCGCCGACGGAUUCGGAGGAGCAACGAUGGUCGCCAAGUGGCUGGUGUGAAGUGCCCAGAGUGGACCUAUUUUCAUACGACUUCGUGAUGUCGGUCAAUGGCAAACCAGCGCCAGAAGACCGCAGCCCAAACAUACAGAAGCUCACUCCCGUUGCCGAUGGAUACGUUGUUCACAAUGUGACCGGGAUACGCACCCAUAUCGUCUCUCGCCUGGAUGGCAAGGGGUAUGAUGUCACGAAGUUGGGUCCUCAUGCCGUUCGAAGCGGUCAGAUUGUAUACAUCAACGACUCGGCGUUGGUGCUAGCGCCCUACGACGGGCAGGGACCUAUCGACGAAGAUCGAGGUGCUAUUCGUGCGCUCUCGAUGCAAAUGCGGAUCUUCGUUCAUGACGUCGAUCCCAUGCUCGACUCCCAGGUGAGUCUGCGGGAACCAGCGGACGAGGAUCUCGUCGCAAUCGCGUAUUCUGCACUUUUUGGCGGGGAUCCGUCGAAGCCGCUGCGGGCCGAUCAAUCGCCUGUCCUUCGAUUUGGGCAUGGAGAAGGCAUGCCGCUUGUCCGAGACACCUCCAAUCGCUUCGGCUGUGCUCGAUAUACCCAAACUUACGAGGACGUGAUCAUUCUUCUGCACCGCGGAGAAUGCACCUUCUUGGAGAAGUUGGUGCAUGCGCGGGAUGCUGGGGCCGCUGGCGCCGUCGUCAUCAGCGACGACGACUUCCCGAUCAACCCGUCUGCAGGAGAAGAAGAUGUACAAGCUGCGGGCGCGUCGAUCAACGAGGUUGCUCUAGUGGUCGUAACGCGGUCUACGGGUAGUCUCAUCGAGUCUAUGAUGGAUCUCGUUGACAGGGGGGUGAGCGGUCAAGUGAUGCUCGCUGUAGAACCGGAGCCGCAGACGGCCACCAAGGCUCGCGAUCGACAAGCUCCUACACGAACAGAGGACGUCAGGAAACGGGACCCGCAGCAAAAUCUGUAUUUGAAUGGUCAUCCACUAGUCAAUACAAGACUGAUAGUAUAA
Messenger RNA from Punctularia strigosozonata HHB-11173 SS5, 2672 nucleotides. Its product is annotated as alpha mannosidase-like protein. Gene Ontology annotation, molecular function: mannosyl-oligosaccharide 1,2-alpha-mannosidase activity; calcium ion binding. The coding region runs from base 30 to 2672 and encodes 880 amino acids. Gene Ontology annotation, cellular component: membrane; endoplasmic reticulum. NCBI's taxonomy places the organism in Eukaryota, Fungi, Basidiomycota, Agaricomycetes, Corticiales, Punctulariaceae. The transcript is spliced from 14 exons. Gene Ontology annotation, biological process: endoplasmic reticulum mannose trimming; carbohydrate metabolic process; mannose trimming involved in glycoprotein ERAD pathway. The record is from RefSeq and is a predicted model, not a curated record.